Messenger RNA from Fusarium graminearum PH-1, 369 nucleotides. RefSeq lists its product as uncharacterized. NCBI's taxonomy places the organism in Eukaryota, Fungi, Ascomycota, Sordariomycetes, Hypocreales, Nectriaceae. Bases 1 to 369 code for a protein of 122 amino acids. The record is from RefSeq and is a predicted model, not a curated record. The transcript has 2 exons.
AUGAAGGUUGCAUUCUUUCUCUCCGCUCUCUUCUCUGCUCAGGUCUUGGCAAUCCCCGAGCCUGACAACACGGUUGUCAAGGACGGUGAAUACACUUACACUGGCAUCGAUAAGGUAUGGGCAUCUCAAAAUCAAUCAUACUAUUCUGGUGUUAAUGCAUUCUACAGGGGCUUCUAUCCCUCCGCGGUCUUGAAAAGCGCUGCAAUUGCUUCCCAGAAUGCCGCAGGCCGGCCUCCAACUGCAGUCCAGGCAAAUGUGAAUGUUCUGGGGACUAUGGCUGCUGGUCAUGCAGUGGUGGUCGUAUGCAGUGCCAGCCAGGACCUGGCUCAGGAGUCUGCUGGACGAAAUCUCACCAUCCUUAUCCCGUGA